Messenger RNA from Rotaria sp. Silwood1, 1566 nucleotides. NCBI's taxonomy places the organism in Eukaryota, Metazoa, Rotifera, Eurotatoria, Philodinida, Philodinidae. The record is from the annotation of a GenBank genome assembly.
AUGAGUCGAUCGAAUAUUCAUCUUCUGGAUCUGCCUAAUGAAGUAUUAUUUAUCAUUUUGAGAAAAUUGACUAAUAUUGAUGUUCUUUAUUCAUUAUUGGAUAUUAAUAAUGGACGACUUAACAUUCUUGCACAAGACAAGAUCUUCACUAAUAUUCUCAAUUUCGUAGAUAUUGAUAAUAUUUCUUUAAUUGAUCGAUUCUGCAUCGAUAUAUUACCAAGAAUUCAUCAUAAUGUCAAAUAUAUCAUUCUUGAACCAAUUUUGAUGGAACAUAUUCUUCUUGCCACCGUCUAUCCAAAUCUAACUGAACUUAAAAUCUUCAAUUUUGAACAACAAAUCGCUUUAAAAUAUUUUACAGAUGAAUCAUCACUUCGAUCUAUUUUUCGACAACAAAUUACAAACCUGAUUCUUGUGAAUAAUGAUACAAACGAAAGCAUAAGUUCAUUGAAGGAUUAUACAAAAAAUGUAUAUGCGAACAUCUUGAAUUUCUUCAAAAAUUUAAAACAUCUGACUAUUAUUGGACCAUAUGUUCCAGGUUUAUCACUUUGCAAUUUACCGUCGACUACUUUUUACUCUUCAAAUCUUACUCAUUUAUGUAUCAAUAUGGCAACUUUUGAUGAUUGUCUUUAUUUACUUGAUGGUAGACUCAAGCGAUUGACCACAUUUAAUGUUACUGUUUAUUCUAUAAACAACUCUUCAACGAUUGUUCAUAACAUGGACAAGUUACCUAAUCUGAAAUGUUUCUCAUUAGAAACUUUAUUUCGAUUUCAACAAUAUGAUCAAAUAUUAUCUCUUCUUCGUCGUAUGUCUUAUCUAGAAAGUUUAGCUUUAUAUGUUUGUGUAAAAGGUCGAAAUAGAAUCAUCGAUGGCUCUUGUGUUCAAAAUGAUAUUCUUGUUCAUAUGCCACAACUUCAUUCAUUCACUUUCUAUAUUAAUACUUCUAUUGACACUCGUGAUUUAUCUUAUAAUUUAUCUCGUGAAAACGUCCAACAAACAUUGGUAAAUAUCGGACAACAAAAUGCGACUAGUAUCAUCAAUUAUCAUACUACAUACGCAGUUGCAUGUUCAAUUUUCUCACUGCCUUUUGUAUUUGAUUAUCUUGAGAAUGUUGGCAAUAUAUUUCCAAAUAUUGUAUUCAGUUAUGUUAAAUGUUUACUUGUUCAAGAUAAUGAUGCAUUCAGACAUGAAUUCUUCGUUCGAAUCGCCCAAUCGUUUCCAUUACUGGAAUAUUUACGUAUUUUCAAUAUCGAAUCACAAUUAUUAGUUGAUCCUCUUACAUUAUCAUCUGAUCAUAGUCAAUCAUAUUUAAUGGUUGAAUAUCUGCAUCUUACUUCACUUGAUGUGGGCUAUAGCCAUAAAGAUUAUCUUGAACAAUUUCUAAAUGAGACAAAGGCAUAUGUACCUUAUCUAACCCAAUUGACAGUGUGUCAUCGUCACUUAAAAAUUGUGACAAAAAACUUUACAAGAGAAACAACACGACGCAAUUGUGCUAAGGUAAAGCGAUUAAAUAUUAUUUCACCAUUGGAUAAUUCCGAAGAUCACUCUCAUUAUUUUCCUUCGUUAUAA